Molecule: messenger RNA, 444 nt
Organism: Plasmodium gonderi
Lineage: Eukaryota; Apicomplexa; Aconoidasida; Haemosporida; Plasmodiidae
Product: trafficking protein particle complex subunit 4
Exons: 2
Coding region: 1-444 (147 amino acids)
Biological process (GO): endoplasmic reticulum to Golgi vesicle-mediated transport
Cellular component (GO): TRAPP complex
Source: RefSeq, a predicted model, not a curated record
AUGUAUUCUCUUUAUGUUAACAACCAACAUGGUACGUUAGUUUAUCAAAAGCACUUCAGCGACGAAAUAAAACUAAACAGUAAUGAAGAAAUAAGACUUGCUUCCAUGCUGCAUGGCAUUUCCACAAUUUCUGAAAAGAUUAAUGUACAUUCAUCUCCAUUAAAUGAAACGAAGAAGAACAUAUUUAAAUCGUUAGAAAAAAAGGGUAUAGAAACGAUUGAAGGAGAUGGCUUUAAAAUAAAAUGCUACGACACAUUGACAGGAAUAAAAAUAUUUAUCGUGCAUAAAGAUGACAUAAAUAUAGAAGUGAACACAUAUUUAAAAAGGGUAUAUGAAUUGUAUAGCGAUAUCAUCCUGAAAAAUCCGUUUUAUGACAUUGAUAUGCCCAUACGUUCUGCAGUAUUUAACGAGCACAUCGAAAAACUCUUUUCCACCAUAAACUGA